AUGCCUCCUUUCAUUGACCUUGAGCCUUUCAAGGCUGAGAUUAUCAGCUUAUUCCAUCAGAAUCAUUCAGCUAGUGAUAUCGCUUCAAUUAUUCAGGAGAAACACCAUAUCAAAGUUCGUGAACGUACGAUCUGGAGCCGAUUGAGUAGUUGGGGUAUCAGCAAGCGUGAUCGUACAGCUACUACUAAUUCUUCCUUACAUGAUCGUCUUGAGGAGCUGUUCUACCAACAAUGUCUUUCAGAUCUUGAGCUUCUACGUGCUCUACAUGAAGAAGGCUACACACGAGGCCUUGUCCGACGAACAGAUGAUCCCGGUCAUCUACUCAAAGUAUAUAAUGAAGGGACAAUCCAAGGCUAUGGACGGGAGCUUUUAUUUACUUAUAUGCGUGGUGAAUAUCUUUUUAUUCCACGGCAACGGUUAUUUAAUGUCUAUCGUACGAUCGCACCCCUUGCCGUACAACAACGGAAGAAUGACAUGCAGCGACAACGUGGCUCGUAUAUAGUUCCAGGACCAGAUCAUGUCUGGUCAGUGGAUGGCUAUAUGAAACUAGAGCCAUAUGUCAGUGUUGUACGACAAUAUCUUGAUACUAUACAACAACGGAAGAUUAUAUGCAACAAGAUCCGAUCAGAUCAUGGAUCAGAGACAUCUAUACUUGCUGAAGCCCAUCACUAUCUUCGGAAAAUGUACGAGCCAGAGAUCCAGCCAGAGCAGUGCUAUAUCUUUGGAACUAGUACUGCAAAUCAGAGAAUUGAGUCUUGGUGGUCACAGCUAAGUAGAUCAUUUCUUUUUCGAUAUCGCAACUAUUUUAGAGCUCUAUUGGAAAAGGGUGAUUUUUCUAAAGAUCUCAUUCCAGAUCAGAUUGCUUUAUAUGCUGUUUAUAUGCCUAUUCUCCGAUCUCAGAUCCCAUCCUACGUACAGAGCUGGAAUCAUCAUAAUAUACGGAAACAGCCAGAGAGACCAUAUAUUAUCUCCGCUGAGACUCUCCAGUGGUGCCAGACCAUACUUCGGGGUAUGGGCUUUGACCCUGAAAAGCCACCACCAGUCCCUUCUAAGGAAGCAGAGGAAGCCCCUUUUCGUACGAUCUAUCUUGGGUUACGCCAGCAGGUGAUAAUGCAUAUGAAAUCACACGCUAAACCAUUUUUAGGUUUAUCCAAGACACCAACUGGAGCCUUUGAUUGGAUUAGACAACAGGGAUUAGGAUAG
This is a messenger RNA of Aspergillus ibericus CBS 121593, 1203 nucleotides long. RefSeq lists its product as uncharacterized. The coding region runs from base 1 to 1203 and encodes 400 amino acids. The transcript has 7 exons. The record is from RefSeq and is a predicted model, not a curated record. Lineage: Eukaryota; Fungi; Ascomycota; Eurotiomycetes; Eurotiales; Aspergillaceae.